GAUAGUCAUCACUCAAUUAAGUGGUAUGUGCACGGUGACUUUAUAUGGAAGCCUAUUGGAUUGGAAAAAUCACUAGCGGUGUCUGACCUACAGCGCGGAUAUCCUGAGCAGCUGAUAUCGAUUUGUUUAUGUACACAGCUGUCAGUGUGUUCAUACACACAACGUAGUAUUUUGAUAUUCAGUUGACCUACAAUUAGAAUUACAGACAGUUUAAACAGUUUAAAGUAUCGUUUAUAAACAUGUGGGUAUUUGGAUACGGCUCUCUCAUCUGGAAAGUUGAUUUUCCCAUUAAAGGAAAAGUUCCCGGAUAUAUCCGAGGUUUCAAGCGACGGUUUUGGCAAGGAAGUACAGACCACAGAGGUGUUCCUGGCAAUCCGGGACGUGUUGUUACACUGAUACCUGCUUCUAAAGAGGAUAAAGUGUAUGGAAUAGCAUAUGAAAUUCACGCAGAAGAUGCAGAACAUGUGCGAAAACAUUUGGACCAUAGAGAAAAGGGCGGUUAUACGACGGUCAACGUCACCUUUCACCCGUGCGACCAGUCUGGGGAUAUUGAUUUGGCACUAUAUAUAGGUACAGAAGACAACCCAAAUUACCUUGGACCCGCUCCUUUAGACGAUAUAGCAAACCAGAUAUAUACAUCUGUGGGACCUAGCGGCAAGAACAUAGAAUAUCUACUGAAUCUCGCAACAGCAAUCAGAACUGAGUUACCAGGAGUAGAGGAUAAACACUUGUUUGAUCUUGAAACUAAAGUUCUAGAUUUACAACGAAACCAUACCUGAUUUUUUGUAAAAAAAAGGACAUUUUUUUAAUGGUAAUCUUUUCUGUAAUAAUUUGUCUCGUUGGUGUUUGUGUUUUUAAUAUUUCGGCAUUACUUUUGCUUGUAUAAUUUAUAUUUGAGCUUA
Molecule: messenger RNA, 902 nt
Organism: Mercenaria mercenaria
Lineage: Eukaryota; Metazoa; Mollusca; Bivalvia; Venerida; Veneridae
Product: putative glutathione-specific gamma-glutamylcyclotransferase 2
Exons: 3
Coding region: 240-779 (179 amino acids)
Biological process (GO): glutathione catabolic process
Cellular component (GO): cytoplasm
Molecular function (GO): gamma-glutamylcyclotransferase activity; glutathione specific gamma-glutamylcyclotransferase activity
Source: RefSeq, a predicted model, not a curated record